AUUUCACCGUUAAAUCUGCAGAUCACGACAAGACAUGGCCGACGAUGGCAUGAUCCUCAAUCUGGCUGUGCCGUCUGCUACAGACUUACAGCGGACCUUCAACAGCAAGAAUGUCAAAGGCAAAUGGACUCAGCGACUGAAAGUCAAGCGUACGGUCCAGGGUCGCAGUCGCGCUUCUGCUUCAAAGAAGUCUGCUACGGAGCAGAGUCAAGAGCCUUCGGGCGAUCCGAAAAGAAAUCCAAAGGGAAGCGGGAGCAAUGGUAUCAGAGUUACUAGGAAAGAGAUACCAGUGAGAGAAGAGUCCAACGGUGACGUUCAACUUCCCCAGCUCCAGCAACAACACUACGAUCGACCAUCGCGACCUUCUCACAGCUCCUACGGCGGUCAACAUAGUUCUGGAUCUAAGGGUCAAGUGAUCUCCUCACUAUUUUCUUCAAAUCCUACCACUUCAGCUGAGGACGUUCCAGCUGCCGAUGAUAAAUAUGAAGAGCGGCAAGAUCCCUCGAAUGCUCCUCUAAAGGGCCCCGCAAACUCAUUCGCGGCUCUCGGUCUUCAUCCGACUCUCACGAACCAUCUCACCACAAAAAUGAAGCUCGAACAUCCUACUGCGAUUCAGAGAGCGGCAGUGCCGGUGCUUCUCGAAAGCAGCAAUCCUCGCGACGUCUUCAUGCAGGCGCAGACUGGAUCAGGAAAGACCUUGGCAUACGCUCUUCCAAUCAUCAACGCUCUACUGGCGUGCCCGGAGAAGAUAGACCGAGAGUCGGGACUGUUUGCUAUAUUUAUUGCGCCUACACGUGAACUUGCAAAUCAGAUCUUGGGUGUCCUCGAGGAGUUGGUGCGUUGCUGUCACUACAUCGUUCCCGGUAUAGUAAUUGGUGGAGAGAAGAAAAAGUCAGAAAAGGCUCGUUUACGGAAAGGUGUCAAUAUUCUUGUCAGCACGCCGGGCCGCUUGGCAGACCAUUUUGAGAAUACUGAGGCCAUGCACUUGUCUUCCGUUCGCUGGGUAGUUCUCGACGAAGGUGAUCGCAUGACCGAGCUGGGAUUCGAAGAGACAAUCACUAAAAUUUUGGGGAAGAUCAAAACCAGCUCUAGGAUUUACCGAGACAAGUUCAAAACCCUUCCUCAGAGGAGAGUCACGGUUCUUUGCUCUGCUACUCUGCGAGAAGACGUACAAAAGCUGGGCGAGGAAUCCUUGGUUGAUGCUCUUCACGUCAAUGCCGGCGAAGAAGCUAAAACUGAAGAUGGUGAAAAUGGCCAGACGAAGAAGGAAGAUGAGUUUUCUGCUCCGGAUCAGUUACAUCAGGAGUAUGCGGUUGUUCCUAUGAAGCUGAGAAUGGUGUCUCUGAUGGCGACAAUCCUCAAUAUCCUGAAGUCGAAGCCAGACGCGCGAAUAAUGAUCUUCAUGAGCUGCUCGGAUUCGGUCAACUUCCAUUUCUCAAUGCUGACUCGAGAGCUUGCACCAAAGGAAGAAGGAGACCAUGAAGAUGACACACAAUCCAGUACGAAGGACGAGAAGACUUCUCUACCGUCCACCGUCUUGCAAUCAUUCCUUAAGAAUGUUCUGCCAACUAUCUACAAGCUUCACGGUUCCCUGCCUCAACCUCUUCGGAAAUCGACCUUGUCCGCAUUCACAAAAGCUAGCACAGGCGGAAUUCUGCUUUGUACUGAUGUGGCAUCAAGAGGCCUCGAUCUUCCGGCAAUUUCGCAUGUCAUCGAGUUUGACCCCCCUUUUGCGCUUGAAGAUCACUUACAUCGCGUUGGCAGAACUGCGAGAGUGGGUCAUGAGGGAUGGAGUACUCUCUUUGUUCUUCCGGGAAAAGAAGAAGGCUACGUGAGUAACGUUCUCAUGCCGCUGCAUAAGUCUGCGAUCGUAAAGCGUGAAUUUAGCACAGUCCUGAGUCAAGCAUUUGGAACUGGUAGGCCGGCAAAGAAGGGACAGCCCGGAUGGAUGGAUAUCGCUACGGAAACUCAACUCCAGGUUGAGCGAUGGAUUUUGGGCAGCCAAACCAAUGCAGCUCUUGCAAAGAGUGCAUAUGGAUCCCAUAUUCGUGCAUACACCACCCACUUGAGCACAGAAAGAGAUUUCUUCAAUGUCAGGGACUUGCAUUUGGGACAUUUGGCGAAAAGUUUUGGUUUGCGGGAAACGCCAGCAGGAAUGGCGCGGUCUGCAUCUAGAGGGUCUACAAGCGAGGGUGACAAGCGGAAACGUAACGGCACUGAUAACGGACCCGAUUACGCGAAGAAGAGAAUGUUGAAGGUAGCUGAUUUGCAUGCCAAUGUCGGUGCAGACGAGUUUAAUUUGGGAUAAAAUCGCAUGGAG
Messenger RNA from Myxozyma melibiosi, 2320 nucleotides. RefSeq names its product ATP-dependent RNA helicase DBP7. The record is from RefSeq and is a predicted model, not a curated record. NCBI's taxonomy places the organism in Eukaryota, Fungi, Ascomycota, Lipomycetes, Lipomycetales, Lipomycetaceae. Gene Ontology annotation, molecular function: ATP binding; nucleic acid binding; RNA helicase activity. The transcript has a single exon. Gene Ontology annotation, cellular component: nucleus. Bases 35 to 2308 code for a protein of 757 amino acids. Gene Ontology annotation, biological process: ribosome biogenesis.